AUGGCCUCUGACGCAGCCGCUGCCGCUGCCGCUACCGCUGAGCCCUCCUCCGGCGACACCCAGUGUCCCCCGCGCUACGCCAUCGGGUAUGUGCUUGCGCCGAAGAAGCAGCAAAGCUUCAUCCAGCCGUCGCUGGUGGCCCGCGCAGCGGCGCGGGGCAUGGACCUCAUCCCCGUGGAUGCGGCGCGGCCCUUGGCGGAGCAGGGCCCCUUCCACCUCCUCAUCCACAAGCUCUACGGCGACGGCUGGCGCGCCCAGCUCGAGGCCUUCGCCGCGCGCCACGCGGCCGUUCCCGUCGUCGACCCGCCCCAUGCCAUCGACCGCCUCCACAACCGCAUCUCCAUGCUCCAGGCUGUCUCCGAGCUCGACCGCACCGCCAACAAGGACCACACCUUCGGCAUCCCCAGCCAGGUCGUCGUCUAUGAUGCCCCCACGCUCGCCGACUCUGGCCUCCUCGACGCGCUCCGCUUCCCGCUCAUCGCCAAGCCCCUGGUCGCCGACGGCACCACCAAGUCCCACAAGAUGUCCCUCGUCUACCACCGCGAGGGGCUCGCCAAGCUCCGCCCGCUGCUCGUGUUCCAGGAGUUCGUGAACCAUGGCGGACCGAUGAACGGAGGCGGCCGGAAGGGAGGAGUCGCCGCGCCCCGUGCAGAUCCGGCCACCGCUGCCGUGGCCCGAGCGGCCUCCACGCAGGAGCACCGGGGAGGGAGCCGUCGGGGAGGGAGAAGGCGGCUCGCGGACGGAGGAGGUGGCCGGUGGCGCCGGAGCUCGAGCGGGCGGGCCUCACCCUCUCCCCGUGAGCUCGCCGGAUAUUGGGCGCAGCGGGAGGGGUUGGAUUUUGAGUCGCCUCUGUUGGAGACCGGAUUUUGCGCUGCAUUUUGCGUCGCCACUGUAGACGAGGCAAACACCCAAAUGCAUUCACAUUUUGCGCUCCAUUGUUGGAGUCAGUCUUAG
Messenger RNA from Panicum virgatum (switchgrass), 954 nucleotides. Its product is annotated as inositol-tetrakisphosphate 1-kinase 1-like. Gene Ontology annotation, molecular function: inositol-1,3,4-trisphosphate 5-kinase activity; inositol-1,3,4-trisphosphate 6-kinase activity; inositol-3,4,5,6-tetrakisphosphate 1-kinase activity. The coding region runs from base 1 to 954 and encodes 317 amino acids. Gene Ontology annotation, cellular component: cytoplasm. The transcript has a single exon. The record is from RefSeq and is a predicted model, not a curated record. Gene Ontology annotation, biological process: inositol trisphosphate metabolic process. NCBI's taxonomy places the organism in Eukaryota, Viridiplantae, Streptophyta, Magnoliopsida, Poales, Poaceae.